Molecule: messenger RNA, 912 nt
Organism: Nematolebias whitei (Rio pearlfish)
Lineage: Eukaryota; Metazoa; Chordata; Actinopteri; Cyprinodontiformes; Rivulidae
Gene: synprb
Product: synaptoporin b
Exons: 5
Coding region: 1-912 (303 amino acids)
Cellular component (GO): synaptic vesicle; synaptic vesicle membrane
Source: RefSeq, a predicted model, not a curated record
AUGUGUAUGGUUAUUUUUGCUCCGAUUUUGGCCAUUUGUGCGUUUGUGACCUGUGGAGGAUACUAUGGCCAACUCCAGGUUAAAGUGGACUGCACAGCUAGGAGGCAGAACAAUGUCAGCAUCGACAUUGAUUUUAGUUAUCCCUUCAGAUUGCAACAAGUGCACUUCAGAGCUCCCUUGUGUGAUGUGGAGAGAGAGGAGGUCCUUUUCCUUGAUGGGGACUUCUCUUCAGCUGCUCAGUUUUUUGUGACUGUGGGUGUCUUUGCAUUUCUUUACUCACUCUUGGCAACAAUCGUCUAUGUCUUCUACCAGAACAAGUAUCUAAAGAACAACAGAGGCCCACUUGUGGAUUUUGCUGUCACUGUCAUCUUUUCCCUCAUGUGGCUGGUCAGCAGUUGUUGCUGGGCAAAAAGUCUCACCGAUCUUAAAAGUGCCACAAACCCUACCGAGGUCCUUCUUCUCAUCUCUGCCUGUAGAGCUCAGGAAAACAGAUGUACAGCUAUGCAGGAGCCUCACUGGUCACGACUUAAUACAUCUACUGUUUUGGGGUUUGUAAAUGUUGUCCUCUGGUCUGGGAAUAUCUGGUUUGUCUUCAAAGAGACGGGCUGGUACAAGACUGGUCAGAGGUACCCGACCAGAAGCGCUUCAGGGAAACGUUCGAGUGAAAUGCGAGAGCGACUCUACAGUGAAAGCAGCUUUGACCAGCCUGAUGACAGUUUUGGUCUCUACAGACAAGAUAGUUUUAUUUUGUCCAAGGGGGACUUUAAUAAGCAGGUCGAGAGACAAGCUAGCAUUAACCAGUCACAAGUAAGCUUCAGCUUACCGGAGACAUAUCUUGGCAAAAACGUAACUUUUGAAAGAGAGAACAGCAUCGCCUCUCAAGGGCCCAUGAUUUUUAUUAAUGAGAUGUGA